AUAUGCAGGUAUUGCAUGCUCUUCGCGGCCAUCACGGUGAGGAGCCCAGUACGUGUGGCUUCUGAAUGGCGAGCGGAGGACCCAGCCUCUUGCCCAAGCGUUUCAAGUCCUCGUGCAGAUCCAGCGGCGCAGCCGCACAGCAGCACCCUCCAGCGGUCGCAGACGGCGGCGCUCUCACGAUCGAGCGACCCCGACUGCUUUCGGGAGCGGAGCCACAGGAACAAAGCAUUUCUCGCGAGAAUAAGGGCACUAUUUGCGCGCAUGCGCGAGCCGAGUUGGUCUCUUUUUUCGGUUAUUGCGGUGCGGGCCACCAUGAGCAGCAAGGUCUCCCGCGACACCCUUUACGAGGCGGUGCGGGAAGUCCUGCACGGGAACCAGCGCAAGCGCCGGAAGUUUCUGGAGACGGUGGAGUUGCAGAUCAGCUUGAAGAACUAUGAUCCUCAGAAGGACAAACGCUUCUCGGGCACCGUCAGGCUUAAGUCCACUCCCCGCCCCAAGUUCUCCGUGUGUGUGCUCGGGGACCAGCAGCACUGUGACGAGGCCAAGGCUGUGGAGAUCCCUCACAUGGACAUCGAGGCACUAAAAAAACUAAACAAGAAUAAGAAACUGGUGAAGAAGCUGGCCAAGAAGUAUGAUGCCUUUUUGGCUUCAGAGUCUCUGAUCAAGCAGAUCCCACGAAUCCUGGGCCCAGGCCUGAAUAAGGCUGGCAAGUUCCCUUCCUUGCUCACCCACAAUGAGAACAUGGUGGCCAAAGUCGAUGAAGUGAAGUCCACCAUCAAGUUCCAGAUGAAGAAGGUGCUCUGUCUGGCAGUGGCUGUUGGUCAUGUGAAGAUGACAGAUGAUGAGCUUGUAUACAAUAUCCACUUAGCUGUCAAUUUCCUAGUGUCAUUGCUCAAGAAGAAUUGGCAGAAUGUCCGGGCUUUAUAUAUCAAGAGCACCAUGGGCAAGGCCCAACGCCUGUACUGAGGCACAGCCUAAUAAACCCUAAUGCCACCAUUA
This is a messenger RNA of Manis pentadactyla (Chinese pangolin), 999 nucleotides long. RefSeq names its product ribosomal protein L10a (gene RPL10A). The coding region runs from base 16 to 966 and encodes 316 amino acids. The record is from RefSeq and is a predicted model, not a curated record. The transcript has 6 exons. NCBI's taxonomy places the organism in Eukaryota, Metazoa, Chordata, Mammalia, Pholidota, Manidae.